Cryptococcus wingfieldii CBS 7118 is the source of this 1722-nucleotide messenger RNA. RefSeq names its product pre-mRNA-processing protein 45. NCBI's taxonomy places the organism in Eukaryota, Fungi, Basidiomycota, Tremellomycetes, Tremellales, Cryptococcaceae. Gene Ontology annotation, biological process: mRNA splicing, via spliceosome. The record is from RefSeq and is a predicted model, not a curated record. Bases 1 to 1722 code for a protein of 573 amino acids. The transcript is spliced from 5 exons. Gene Ontology annotation, cellular component: spliceosomal complex.
AUGGCUGCUCUUGCUCGAGCUCUCCCGGCUCCAAUCCGCCAAACAGAGUGGGAAGAUGUCUUCCCCGCCUCCUCCCUCCCCACCGCCCCUCAAGGCCCUCAGUUACCAAAAUACGGAGCGAGGAAAGGAUGGAAGCCCAAGACUGCCGCCGAUUUCAACGGCGGUGGUGCUUAUCCCGAGUGUCAUGUCGCGCAGUACCCGCUUGAUAUGGGCAGGAAGGCAAAGGGAGCGGGCAGUACGUUGGCAUUGCAGGUGGACUCUGAUGGUUUGGUGAGGUACGAUGCGAUUGCUCAGCAUGGACGAGCGGCGGGGUCGAAAGUGCAGUCAAGCUUCAAGGACCUUGUGCCCCUCGCCAACAGAACAGAUGUUUCCGAAUCCGAUAGACAAAUGGAGAGACCAGACAAUGCCUCUGUCAACGAAACCGCCGAACGUACCCGACUCGCCCUCGAGCGCAUCACCCACGGCAAGAUCAAGGCCGCCCAACCCAAACACGUACCCAAAACCAACUCCGACGCUACCUAUGUCCGAUACACCCCCGCCAACCAGUCGGCAGGCGAGGGCAAGCAGAGGGUAAUCAAAAUGACAGAGGUGCAGGAGGACCCACUCGAACCUCCUAGGUUCAAGCACAAGAAGAUCCCCAGGGCGCCUGAUGAGCCCCCCGCUCCUGUCCUCCAAUCUCCUCCACGAGCCGCUACCGCGCAAGACCAGAAGGAUUGGAUGAUCCCUCCCUGUAUCUCCAACUGGAAGAACAACAAGGGUUACACCAUUCCGCUCGACAAGCGUCUUGCCGCCGAUGGCCGAGGCUUGCAAGAUAUCCACAUCAACGACAACUUUGCCAAGCUCUCCGAAGCUCUGUAUAUCGCCGACAACCACAUCCGAGACGAGGUCAGGGAGCGAGCAAACAUGCAAAAGCUCUUGGCGCAAAAGCAAAAGACGGCUCAAGAGGAAGAAUUGCGAUUGGCGGCACAGAGGGCGAGGGAAGGAAGGAGUGGUAUUACUACACCAUCCAUUGCUUCUGGCAGCAAGCCUCCCGCUUCUCUUGGCAUGGGUCUUGGAGGUUAUGGUAGUGGGAGCGAGUCUGAGGAAGAAAGCGAAGAGGAAGACGAGGAAGAAGAGGACGAUGAGGCUAUCAAGGAGCGUAAUCUUGUGCGAGCUGAAAAGAAGAGAGAGCGCGAGAAGGAGAUGCGUCUGUCAAACAUGGGUUCAGAGGCCAGAGCAAAGCUGCUUGCCAAGGAAGCAAAUCGAGACAUUUCGGAAAAGAUCGCCCUCGGUCUCGCCAAGCCCUCAGCCUCCAAAGAGACUCUUCUCGACUCGCGUCUCUUCAACCGAGAAGCCCUGUCCACAUCCUUUGCCGCUGAAGACUCUUACAACCUCUACGAUAAACCCCUUUUCGCCGGCUCUUCCGCCGCUGCUGCCAUCUACAAGCCCGUCGGCGCUUCGCAUGGCAACGACGAGUCCUUUGGUGGUGGUACAGAAGACGGUAUCAAGGAGGAGAUGUCCAAAGACAGAUUUGCCCUUGGCAAUGCGACGAGAGGGUUCGAGGGUGCGGACAAGGCGGAUGCUAGGGAAGGACCGGUGCUGUUUGAGAAGGACAAGGUCAUUGCGCUGGAUGGGUCUUCUGAUCCUUUCGGUGUUGAGCAGUUUAUGGAUGCUGCUAGGAAGGGAGGCAAGAGGCAGGCUGAUGAUACCGACGGAGCGAGAAAGAGACAGAGGGAUGAGUAG